AUGCCUCAGUAUCGUAUUGAGAUUUCGCCCAACAACCGCGCCGGCUGCAAUGACACCGUGUGCAAGAAGGAAGCCGUCAAGAUCUUAAAGAACGAAAUUAGAUUUGGCACUUGGGUCGAGAUCCAGGACCGCGGUUCCUGGAAAUGGAAGCACUGGGGCUGUGUGUCUGGAUCUCAGAUUGCCGGUCUUCAGGAAUCUUGUGGUGGUGAUCCUGAUAAUUAUGACUUUGAUGCCAUUGACGGCUUUGACGAGCUCAAUGACGAGGAUGUCAAGGAGAAAGUUCGACGCUGCGUGAAGCAGGGCCACAUCGAUGCCGAAGAUUUCAAGGGCGAUCCUGAGAAGAACAAGUUGGGCGAGAAGGGAAUUUAUCUUUCCGCCAAAGAAAAGGCUGCCAAGGAGAAGGCAGCGGCCCAGGACGCUGGUGAAGAUGAGGUUGCUCCAGCCAAGGCCAAAAAGCGAGGUGGCAAGAAGGCUGCCGACGUCGCAGAUGAGCCUAAGCCUAAGAAAGCGAAGAAGUCUAAGAAUGUCGAGGCAGAUGAGGAACCGCCCAAGGCCAAGUCCAAGGCUAAGGCUAAGGCCAAGGAUGCAAGCGAGGAGGAUGCUGGAGAGUCUGCUUCUGCUAAGAGAGGACGAUCAAGAAAGUCGCUCACUCAGCAGGAUGAAGAGGUAGAGGGCGAAGAAGCUGAGGCGGCAGCUCCGGCUAAGAAGGCCACUAAGAAGGGAUCAAAGGCAAAGGCUGCCCAAGAGCAACAGCCUGAAGAGGAAACUGUGGAAGAGGAUGAUGUCGAGGAGAAGGAGAAGGCUACUCCUGCCAGGGCUGCGCGUGGACGCAAGACGGCAGCUUCCAAGACAAAGACAGCGACUGCGGAUGAUGAAGAUGCCACACAAGCCACCCCAGCCUCUGCCCCCAGGGGCCGCAAGCGUGCUGCGGCCAAGACUGACGAAGCAGAGGAGGAUGAGUCCAAGCCCCUUGUUAAGAGAGGACGCAAGUCAAGCACUCCGGCCAAGAAAUCUGCUCCCGAGCCAACGGAGGAAGUCGAGGCAAAGGUGGUGGACACGCCCAAGGCGGCGCCCAAGGUUAAAGGAAGGGGCCGUCCUCGCAAAUCUGAUGCCUCGGCCGCCUAA
Messenger RNA from Trichoderma breve, 1125 nucleotides. RefSeq names its product poly(ADP-ribose) polymerase and DNA-Ligase zn-finger region domain-containing protein. Bases 1 to 1125 code for a protein of 374 amino acids. Gene Ontology annotation, molecular function: DNA binding; zinc ion binding. The transcript has 6 exons. Lineage: Eukaryota; Fungi; Ascomycota; Sordariomycetes; Hypocreales; Hypocreaceae. The record is from RefSeq and is a predicted model, not a curated record.